Molecule: messenger RNA, 221 nt
Organism: Leptosomus discolor (cuckoo roller)
Lineage: Eukaryota; Metazoa; Chordata; Aves; Leptosomiformes; Leptosomidae
Source: RefSeq, a predicted model, not a curated record
GUUUCAUCGAGGAGCCGGAGAGGAAAUACUGCUUCGAAUGUGCCAGUGAAGAGCAGUGUCAGGAGUGGAUUGAGGCGCUCAAGAGAGCCAGCUAUGAGUUCAUGAGGAGGAGCUUGAUUUUCUACCGGAAUGAGAUCCAGAAAAUGACAGGGAAGGACCCCCUGGAGCAGUACGGGAUCUCCGAGGAAGCCCGCUUCCAGCUGGGAACACACAAGCAAUAA